Messenger RNA from Blastomyces dermatitidis ER-3, 1288 nucleotides. RefSeq names its product small nuclear ribonucleoprotein. The coding region runs from base 311 to 805 and encodes 164 amino acids. The record is from RefSeq and is a predicted model, not a curated record. Gene Ontology annotation, biological process: nuclear-transcribed mRNA catabolic process; mRNA splicing, via spliceosome. Gene Ontology annotation, cellular component: catalytic step 2 spliceosome; U12-type spliceosomal complex; U6 snRNP. NCBI's taxonomy places the organism in Eukaryota, Fungi, Ascomycota, Eurotiomycetes, Onygenales, Ajellomycetaceae. Gene Ontology annotation, molecular function: RNA binding. The transcript has 3 exons.
AUUAAAUUUUAGUCUCUUAUCCACUCAGUCUCAUUCGGAAACGGCGAAAGAAAGGGAAGAGGGUGAAUAGGGCGAACAAAGAACCAAAUAGCCACGCACUUUCGCCUAGUUCCACACGCCAUCCAACUUGCACCAACCAAAAAUUUGAACAACACCCAACCAACAUCAACCUCACUCCCUCCCCAAUCCUAUCCUGGCCCCUUUUUUCCACACCCCUCCAAACUUCGCCCCUCUUCACUUCCUCCAGGCCCAUAAAAGGCCAAUUCUUUAAAUCCCAUCUACCUAAACAUUAAAUAAACCACUCCCGCCCAUGUCCGAACGCAGCUCUUUCCGGGGUGGUCCCCGGGGUGGUGGUGGUGGACGCGGCGGAGGUCGAGCUGGCGGCGGUAUAGGCGGUUACGGCUACCGUAGCCAUCGAGGUGGCGGUGGCGGUGCAUCAUAUCAACAGCAGCAGCAGCAGUCUGGCGGAGUUCAGGGCGGGCAAGGCUGGCAGCAGGGUCAGCAGCAGCAGCAGCAGGAGAAGCCGAAGAAGGAGAAUAUUUUGGAUCUAACGAAGUAUAUGGAGAAGGAGGUUUGUGUCAAGUUUAAUGGGGGUAGGGAAGUAACCGGCACUCUCAAGGGCUAUGAUCAACUCAUGAACCUCGUCCUCGAUGAUGUAAAAGAAACUAUGCGCGACGACGAGGGUAACCAAACAACCCGCUCCCUCGGCCUCAUCGUCGCCCGCGGCACAUUGCUUGUGCUCAUCUCGCCCGUUGAUGGCAGCGAGGAGAUUGCCAAUCCGUUCUUGCAGGCGGAAGAUGAGUGAUUAUUGUGUGCUCUUGUGUGUUUUGUGGUUUUCAAAUUUGGCUCUUUGAGGGUUAAAUUUUGUUCGUUCCCUUCUUUAUUCAGUUUUUCGUUAUAUUUUAUUUUAUUUUUCCCUUUUCCCCAUUAUUUUCCAGUUCAGCAGCUUUUCUUGGUUUCUGUGAUGGCGUUGCCUGCAUCGGUGCUGCGUGCUGUGCUGUGCUGGGUUUUGAUGUAUUAUUACAGUAUUCGAAUCUUUUCUAUUUCGAAGAUACAAUAACGCGGAAAUGCGACGUCAUGCUAUGUUAUGAUUUAACAUUCCCUUUGUAAAUUAAUAUGAAAGCAGAUAAAUCCAUGUGAUAUCAAAAAUACUUCACUUAAAUGGAGUUCUGAGACAAAAUAAGGAUUACUAGCUAGCUGCGUUCUCCGCAUUAUAACUAUAAAAGACACUUCUCAUUUGCAUUAACUAUUUGCGACUCCAUAUUUGCGUGUUGAAUGCUAAUAACUA